Molecule: messenger RNA, 2622 nt
Organism: Patiria miniata (bat star)
Lineage: Eukaryota; Metazoa; Echinodermata; Asteroidea; Valvatida; Asterinidae
Product: zinc finger protein Pegasus-like
Exons: 3
Coding region: 251-2122 (623 amino acids)
Biological process (GO): regulation of transcription by RNA polymerase II
Molecular function (GO): RNA polymerase II cis-regulatory region sequence-specific DNA binding; DNA-binding transcription factor activity
Source: RefSeq, a predicted model, not a curated record
UUGCCUUUUGACAUUUCGGUGAGCUGAACGAAAAAAAUGGCGACAGAAAUUGGACAGACAGACUGCAGAUGCCACCUUAGUUUUUGUCGGUUUUCCUUCGAGUCAGCAUGCGGCUUUGCAGCCCAAUUAAAUCCAAUUUCUACCGCCAGAAGAGAAAGGGCUGAUUAGGCGGGAGAGAGCAAAAAUCGACCAGUUACAACAAGAUAAGAACAAGAGAGCCUUUACAGUGGCUUUCUUGCUUUACAGAAAGAUGCAAAGAGAUGCUGCUGAGGUGCCUACGUCUGAAGAGUGUUCGGCAGUCCGUGUGAAGCAGGAGCCAGGGGAAGGAACAUCCAGACAGUCCUCCUCGGAGAGCGGUAAGGCAACAUCCUCCACCUCCUGCCCUCCAGAUGAUACCACGGUCAUCAGUGAUGCUGAAGAUAGCGACAGGGAUCCAGAGAGGGAAGAUGAGUUGGGUGUCAACGGAGACGAAUCGCCCACCAUGAGUGAUGACCAGGGUGACAUCAGUCUUGGAUGUCAUGAUGGACCGCUCAACAUACAGGCACAGGGCGAUAGCCCCAUGCAGCCAGAGAGUCACCUGGCCUAUGCUUCCCAAGUACAGAGAGAGGACUCGGCGGGCUCUGGCUACGGCUUCACCAGCAGCACGGAAACCGAAUUUGCCGGCAGCGAGGAACAAGGCCAGGAUAGGGAAUUCAGGGAUUUUAUAUGCCGUCUUUGCAAGCGCACCUUCUCCAAAAAGCAGAGUCUACGACGGCAUAUGAACCUGCACAGUGGUCACCGUCCUUUCCAGUGCCCGUUCUGUGAGUACCGGUCGUCACGCAAGGACCACCUGCAGCUUCACAUGAGGACGCGACACGAUCCGGGCCAGAGCAAGCACUAUGUGUACAAGUGCCCGAUCUGUGGUAACUCAUUUCCCAGCCAGAAGAGGGUGCUAACCCACCUCAAGAGCCACCAGACUGUCCACCGUUGCGAACAGUGCGACUACGGCUUCCCUUCACUUCUCGCCUAUGAAAACCACAAGAAGAUGAAACAUGCCACUGUGUCUUGCCCACCUACGACUGAGCCUAGCUCCUUCACGUGUCCAACCUGUAAGUAUGAGUGUGUCAGUGCAGAGGAUUACAACAAUCACCUUCAGAGCCAAAGGCACCGCGACAUGAUCACGGCAUCCGUGCGCGUCCCGCAAAUACACGUCCAGCGUCGGCUGCAGAUGGGUGGAUCAUCAGCUUCAGCUAGCUCCAUGGAAAGCGCUUCUUCCCUGGAGAGAGAAACUAGCUUUGAAUCAGUGCAAUCGGGGCGAUCCAUGCCCCCCUCCGGACUGGUAAGCAUGCCCAGUAUCUCAGCAGAGGUUCCCUGUACGGGAACUGUGCCACUAUCCUUGGUUAAAGUUCCAACAAUAACCGUAUCGCCUAAUCACCAACGAAGGGAGGAGAGUUAUGAACACUCCCCUUCCAGGGAUGACAAUAGUCCAAGUCAGAGGCAGUGUAUACCCCAAGGUAGGGGAGGUUCAGCUAACCUCCCAGUCAUCUCUCACAUAGUUUCUCUACACCAGAACGGUAAGGAAUCUGCAACUAGGCGCUCCCCUCUACGAGAGAGCAGGUCCACCUCGGGAUCUGCACCCAAAUCCUAUGAAUCCUAUGAGUCGGGUAAAAGUUCGUCCAGUUUUGAGUCUCCAGGUUUUCUCCUCCCCAAGGCAUCUGCUGUGUCGCCUCAGCGGUCAAGCCGUACCCCGAGCCCCCAAGGCACGCCCUUGCUGAUGAUUGGGGGCAUGCACGGGAGGCCGGACGACUCGCCCCACAAACGAAGGUGCCUAAGUCAUACUGGAUCCUCCAGUUUGGAAUCUCAGCCGUCCUCGGAGCUGAUGGCGGGUGUGUGGGGAAGCCAGCCCACCCCGGUCAUCUGCCGUGACAACAGCACGCAGGAUGACGUCUGGAGAUGCGAGUUCUGUCACAUCAUCUUCCCAGAUAACAUCAUGUACGCCAUCCACAUGGGCUGCCACGACCUCCGCAAUCCUCUUCAGUGUAACAUCUGCGCCUUCCAGUGCCAAGAUAGGUAUGAGUUCACCUCGCAUAUAGCCAGAGGCUUGCAUAGCAAAAGCCCCUCUGGGCGAGGAAGCCAGUAUUAAUGUUGAAAUCAACAGGUAUCUAUUUGAAAGAAAAAUAUUCAAAUUUAAAAAUACUGGGAAUAUAUUUUACUGUUUAACACGUAAGAGAUUAAAUAAUUUAAAAGCAGAAAAUCUACAUUUUUAUUCAUCAUGAGAAUAUAAAUCCGUAUACAGCUGUUUAUCAAUUAAGUACGUAAUUUGCUGUAGGUUUGGUGUAACUUGCACAAACUCAUGCAAUAGACAUGAUAGAAUCAUUGGUGUAAAACCUAACCACUGAUAGGAAAAGCUACAUGUACCUAGACAUGUUCAGUACACAUAGUAGGCUGUAAAUUUGCGACCCAAAUUCUAACCCGCUUUGGAUUUUUACUAUGAACCUUCUGAAAUUCUUCAAAUUAUUCUUAAAUCAUGUGUACAAGACUUCUUGGUUCAUUUCAUCAGCACUGGAUCGUCACAUUGCACUGUUCAUGAGCAAGGCUUAAACUAUAAAGGUCUAUGCGAUGAAUUUUUCUUAACACACUUUG